Messenger RNA from Ornithorhynchus anatinus (platypus), 2520 nucleotides. RefSeq names its product 5-hydroxytryptamine receptor 1E (gene HTR1E). Gene Ontology annotation, biological process: chemical synaptic transmission; G protein-coupled receptor signaling pathway, coupled to cyclic nucleotide second messenger. The coding region runs from base 1316 to 2410 and encodes 364 amino acids. Lineage: Eukaryota; Metazoa; Chordata; Mammalia; Monotremata; Ornithorhynchidae. The record is from RefSeq and is a predicted model, not a curated record. Gene Ontology annotation, cellular component: dendrite; plasma membrane. Gene Ontology annotation, molecular function: neurotransmitter receptor activity; G protein-coupled serotonin receptor activity. The transcript has 3 exons.
UCCAGCCAGCGGUAUCCAGCACGCUCCACCCCGCAUCCAGCGAGCGGUGUCCUUCACGCUCCGCCCAGCGUCCAGCACGCCCCACCCCGCAUCCAGCAAGCGGUAUCCAGCACGCUCCACCCCGCAUCCAGCGAGCGGUGUCCAGCACGCUCCACCCAGCGUCCAGCGAGCGGCCCCGAGCUCAUCGCGCCUAGCAUCCACCGAGCGCCACCCAGCACGUCGCGCCCCUUCAUUCAUGCAACCGUAUUUAUAGAGCGCUUACUGGGUGCAGAGCACUGUCCUAAGCGCUUGGAAAGUCCAAUUCGGCCCCAGAUCCGGCCGGGCGUCCAGCGAGCUGCAUCCAGUGUCCAGGAGCCACCGCUAGCAUCCAGCAACGGGGGUCCACAUCCCGGCCAGCAGCACCCAAGCACCCUGCGCCCUACGUUCUGCACCCCUCGGACUCGUGUCCGCCGGCCCUUGGCUGAGAUCGGAGCUCGCCUGGAAGAGGAGGAAGAGAAGAGGGUGUCCUCACCUACCUGGACCAGAAGCGGGGGGUCAAAAUCAGGUUCCACGAAAUCCAGCUACACCGCAAGCGGCCUGUGUCUCCUCAGCAUGACCCCUCAGCUCGCACCAGCCCUGGAGUCCUGUGGAAUCUAGCUGGAUAUGGAGUAGAAAAACUCAUGAGUUAAAAGCCCUGAGGGAGGCGGGGGAGGGUUGAGCGAAACCAAUUUGGAUAUACAAAAAUAGCAUUUUAGAGAGCUUUGCCGAAUUCUACUCAGAAAAGAAAAAGAAAAGGAACUAUGAACUGUUGGGUCUGGCCCCAGGGUCCCAGGUUUGGGUUUCGAUGGCGGCCGCCUUGUCCUCAGAUGGGCCGGAUGACCCCCUUGCCCUCCAUCCCCAAACUGAAUGUGCUUGGUGCUGGGAUUUAUCAUGUGACCGCUUUGGCCCCCGAUACAUAAAGCAGCCUGGGAGUUCCCUCCACCUUAUUGUGGCAGCUGGGGCUGUCGUCUCUCGGACUGUACAGAAACACCGAAGGAAUCAAAAGAACUGAGUCCUCCCAACAGAAUCUGCCCACCAGGGUUGAAGAAACCCUUCCAGAUCAGAAGCUGGUGGAUUUGGAACACUUCUAGGCAUCUUCACCCAAGAGGAGGCAUUAGGACUGUCUGGAAAAAUAAAAAGGGAACCUUAAUCAGGAGGAAGUUUGGACCAUUAACCAUGAAAAGGAGACAUAAAGUCCCACCGAUUGGAGAAAUAUUUUGAGCUUCCUGAAACCUGGACAAUCCCUAGCGAGAGGAAAAGUAAUCAUUCUUCUCAUACUGUAUUCUGGAGAGGAAAAAUGAAUUUCACAAACUGCACCACAGAACCCAGUGUGGCCAUGAAACCCAAAACUGUCAUGGAGAAGAUGCUCAUUUCCAUGACAUUAGCAGUAAUCACCACCUUGACCACUUUGCUGAACUCUGCCGUCAUCAUGGCAAUCUUCACCACCAAGAAGCUCCAUCAGCCAGCCAACUACUUAAUCUGUUCGCUGGCCGUCACAGACCUGCUGGUGGCCAUUUUGGUCAUGCCCCUGAGCAUCAUGUACAUUGUCAUGGACACCUGGACGUUGGGCUACUUUGUCUGCGAGGUGUGGCUGAGCGUGGACAUGACCUGCUGCACCUGUUCAAUUCUUCACCUCUGCGUGAUCGCCCUGGACCGCUACUGGGCGAUCACUGACGCCAUCGAAUACGCCAGGAAGAGAACCGCAAAGCGGGCCGGCUUGAUGAUCCUCACGGUGUGGACGAUUUCCAUUUUCAUCUCCAUGCCUCCUCUCUUCUGGAGGAGCCACCGCAGCCUCAGCAUCCCCAGCCAGUGCACCAUCCAGCAUGACCAUGUACUCUACACCAUUUACUCCACCCUGGGAGCAUUCUACAUCCCCUUGACGUUGAUCCUCAUCCUCUAUUACCGGAUUUACCAUGCCGCCAAGAGCCUUUACCAGAAACGAGGCUCCAGCCGGCACUUGAGCAACAGGAGCACCGACAGCCAGAACUCCUUCGCGAGCUGCAAGCUUACGCAGACCUUCUGCGUGUCCGAUUUCUCCACCUCGGACCCGACCACAGAGUUCGAUCGGAUCAAUGCCUCUGUCCGGAUCCCCCCCUUUGAUGGAGACUUGGACCCGGCUGGGGACCGGCAGCAGAUCUCCAGCACCCGAGAACGCAAGGCCGCUCGUAUCCUGGGACUGAUUUUAGGGGCGUUCAUUCUGUCCUGGCUGCCGUUUUUCAUCAAGGAGCUCAUCGUGGGCCUGAGCUUUUACACUGUGUCCUCAGACGUGGCUGACUUCCUGACGUGGCUUGGCUACGUCAACUCUCUCAUCAACCCUCUGCUCUACACUAGUUUUAAUGAAGAUUUUAAACUGGCAUUUAAAAAGCUGAUUCGGUGCCGAGAACAUUCAUGAAUACAAAGCCCUUUGCUGGGACUGUGGCAGGCUAAUCAACCUGAUGGCUGUCAAGUAUGGUCGCUCAGGACUGUUUCAGGGGAGGGAGGGAGGGAGGGUAGGGGUGUGUG